AUGGGGGCCGGGGCUGGUGUUGUCAUAAUCACCCCUGAGGGUAUACGAUUAGAACAUUCCUUUAGAUUGGGAUUCAAAGCCUCAAACAAUGAAGCCGAGUAUGAGGCCUUAUUGGCCGGUUUGAGGGCCGUAUUGCAUCUGGGCGCGAAAGAUGUAGAGAUUUACUCGGAUUCUCGGCUGGUUGUUUAUCAGAUCACAGGAGACUUCAAGGCUCGGGACUCUCGAAUGAAAGCUUAUCUGAGUGCGGCCAAGCAGAUUAUCAGUCAAUUCGGAACGGUAAAGGUAUCCCAAGUAGCUCGGUCACAAAACAAGCACGCCGACUCCCUUGCCACGUUAGCCUCAUCGGCUACCGAGGACACGCCACGGCUAGUCACAAUAGAACUUAUAAGGGAGCCAAGUAUCAGUGUGAAGAGUAUUCCCAACCAAGCCAGAGUAGAGGUUGCACAGGUAGCAGUGGCUAAUCCGUGUUGGAUGAACCCGAUCAUAGAUUUCCUUGCCGAGGAUAAAGUUCCGGAGGAUGAAGACGAGGCCAACAAGAUUCGUCGGGUGGCUCCCCGGUACUGGUUGUCUUCAGACCGCAAAUUGUACCGAAGGUCCUUCACAGGCCCUUACCUUUUGUGCUUACAUCCCGAGAAAGUCAGAGAGCUUCUGACCGAGCUGCAUGAGGGAGUGUAUGGCGAACAUGUUGGGGGACGGUCUUUAGCACACAAAGCGAUGACCCAGGGGUUUUGGUGGCCACAGAUGCAGAAGGAUGCUGCUGAAUAUGUUCGGAGCUGGGAACAGUAUUACUUCACAAAAUGGGCAGAAGCUGAGGCCUUGGCCAAUAUCCAGGAUACUGACGUAAAAAAGUUUGUAUGGAAAAACAUUGUCAGAAGGUUUGGGGUGCUAAAUUCGCUAGUAACUGACAAUGGGCUACAGUUCGACAGUAAAGCUUUUCGGACCUUCUGCAGCGAACUCGGCAUCAGGAACAAGUUGGACAGGGCAAAAGGAAGAUGGGUAGAAGAGCUACCUAGUGUAUUGUGGGCUUACCGCACGACCCCCAGAAGAUCCACGGGGGAGACCCCGUUUUCUUUGACGUACGGAGCGGAGGCAGUGAUACCAACCGAGGUGAGCUUAUGCAGCGCACAGGUCGUCAGGUUUGACCCCGUCCAGAACGCCGACUUGAUGAUGGAGCGUUUGAAUUGGUUAGAAGAAUGCAGGGAGGCCGCGACCAUACGGCUAGCCAAAUAUCAGCAGAAACUAACCCAAAGAUACAACCGAAAUGUAAAGGGGAGGGAAUUCAGUGCUGGAGAACUAGUGCUAAGACAGGUUGUGGGAAACAUGCGAGACAUAGCUACAGGGAAGCUUGCUCAAACUUGGAGGGACCAUACAGAGUUACAGCCAUCGCGGGUGCAGGGGCCUACUACUUGGAAGACCUCGACGAGAGGCCGCUUCCCCGGCCAUGGAAUGCCAACAACUUAA
This is a messenger RNA of Quercus lobata, 1461 nucleotides long. RefSeq lists its product as uncharacterized. Lineage: Eukaryota; Viridiplantae; Streptophyta; Magnoliopsida; Fagales; Fagaceae. The record is from RefSeq and is a predicted model, not a curated record. Gene Ontology annotation, molecular function: nucleic acid binding; RNA-DNA hybrid ribonuclease activity. Bases 1 to 1461 code for a protein of 486 amino acids. The transcript is spliced from 3 exons.